UCCAAAAUAAGUACGUAGCUCUUCUAUUAAGUAAUUACUAGAGAAUUAGAAGCGCAAUCGGUUCUCUCGUUUAAUCUUCACGUUAAUUAAAGCGUGGGUGAUUUUUGUAUGUUGCUGUUUUAGCUACGCUCUUGAAAUUAAAAUCUACACAAUAUGUUGUUGUUAAUAAUCCAAGUGGUGUUCGUAGUAACUGUUGGAAGAUAUUCGGUCUUCCUACAGAGGUAAUCGAUGAACCAACAAAUAAAACAAAUAUUAUUAAAGGAUUUGCAAGUUGCAGAAAAUGUUAUGCAACGUUAGUUUACGAUUCAAAGUCAAUUGGAAAUAAAAAUUUGAACGAUCAUAAUUGUGUGAAAAGUUUAGGUGGAAAUUCAAGAAUCCAUGAUCAUUUAAUAUCAUCGAUAAAACCUAUUCCAUUGUUUAAAAAACAGCAUUUAUCGGAAACAAUUGCUGAAUGGUCAUCGAUGAACUCUCGCCCAUUUCGACUGGUGGAAGGUGAUGGUUUCAAGAAAGUUGUGCAAGAAUUACUGUCAAUUGGUCAUAUAUAUGGCCCUCACAAAUCCGAUGAUGUAUUACCAUGUGCAAAUACAGUUAAAAAUAAAAUUGAAGAAUUAGCUCAAAAUAAUCGUACUGAAUUAUCUAAAAAGCUGAUUUAUUCGGCUGAAAAUCAAAAACUUUCGUUGAGUCCUGAUUUAUGGACCGACUCAUAUGUGAAACAAACUUAUUUGGGUAUGACGGCUCAUUUCGUGCAUGAAUUUGAAUCUCAUUCGGUUGAUCUUGGUUGCCGUGAAUUUUUAUAUGAGAAAAAAACAGCUGAGAAUGUAUCAUUGUCGAUUGAUAAUUUACUUCAUGAAUUUAACUUAAAACUAUAUCGUGAUGAAAUACCAUUUGUUAUAGAUCGGGGCAGUAAUCUUAAAGCAGCGCUACAUGACAAUCAAAUAACACAUUGCUAUGGGCAUAGAUUAAAUAAUAUAUUGAAAG
Molecule: messenger RNA, 978 nt
Organism: Didymodactylos carnosus
Lineage: Eukaryota; Metazoa; Rotifera; Eurotatoria; Philodinida; Philodinidae
Source: the annotation of a GenBank genome assembly